GCCCAGCCGGGCCCCGCGCCGCCCGCCCCGGCCCAGCUGGUGCAGAAGGCGCACGAGCUCAUGUGGUACGUGCUGGUCAAGGACCAGAGGCGGAUGGUCCUCUGGUUCCCCGACAUGGUGCGGGAUGUGAUCGGCAGCUACAAGAAGUGGUGCCGCAGCAUCCUCCGGCGCACCAGCCUCAUCCUGGCGCGCGUCUUCGGGCUGCACCUGCGGCUCACCAGCCUGCACACCAUGGAGUUCUCGCUGGUCAAGGCGCUGGAGCCGGAGGAGCAGGAGCGCGUGGCGCUGAGCAACCCCAUGCCCAUGACGGGCCUCCUGCUGAUGAUCCUGAGCCUCAUCUACGUGAAGGGCCGAGGCGCCCGGGAGAGCGCCGUCUGGAACGUGCUGCGCAUCCUGGGGCUGCGGCCCUGGAAGAAGCACUCGACCUUCGGCGACGUCAGGAGGCUCAUCACCGAGGAGUUCGUGCAGCAGAGCUACCUGAAGUACCAGCGCGUGCCCCACGUCGAGCCGCCCGAGUACGAGUUCUUCUGGGGCCCCCGCGCCACCCGCGAGAUCACCAAGAUGCAGAUCAUGGAGUUCCUGGCCAGGGUCUUCAAGAAAGACCCCCAGGCCUGGCCUUCCCGCUACAGGGAAGCUCUGGAAGAGGCCAGGGCUCUGCGGGAGGCUCCCCCGCCCCCCUGCCCCCGCAACAGUGUCUCCGAGGACUAACUAGCAAGGUCUGGAGGCAGGUCCCCUGGUUGCUGACCCUCGCCAGGGUUGGUGGAGGGUGGGGUGGGACGUUAGAGUAUUAAGGGGUUUCCAGUGCAGUAUUUCACGUGUAACUUUUCAGUUUUCAGUACAGUGCUUUUAUACCUUUUCACGCAAUGUAUUCAUGUCACUCUCUUAGGUAGUGUGUAGGGGUUUUUUCCUUUUGCAUGUCGGUUUAUAAGUAAGCUCUGUUGGUGCUUUCGCUUUUGUGCUACCUUUCUUGAAUUUUUUGUACCAGAGACGUGCUAAACUUAUGAAAUACAUUGAGAAGUUUUUCCAUCUUAUUUUAUAUGGGACGCCGGAUGGAUGUGUAUGGGGUAGGCCGCCCCGGGAGAGUUCGAAAGGACUCAACAGCAAAGCCGGCCUCACCAAGAGGAGAGUCAAGGUCCCCGUCUGUUUGUGACCUCGCUGGGCACAGGAAGACAUCCGUGUGGAGUGACUGGACUGGACUGGUCUCAAUGUGGGCACUUGGCACAGUUUACUAAACACAAGUUAACAACCCCACCAUGAGUAACCUUUAAACAGUAAAGAUCCUUGUGAUACAAUCA
Miniopterus natalensis is the source of this 1295-nucleotide messenger RNA. It is a transcript of the gene NDN, whose product is annotated as necdin, MAGE family member. NCBI's taxonomy places the organism in Eukaryota, Metazoa, Chordata, Mammalia, Chiroptera, Miniopteridae. The record is from RefSeq and is a predicted model, not a curated record. Gene Ontology annotation, cellular component: nucleus. Gene Ontology annotation, biological process: negative regulation of transcription by RNA polymerase II.